AUGGCCAAUCAACCAACCCCCCCUCAGCCAGCGCCCGGUCGUUACGAUAAUUACGCGCCUCAGCACAAUCCCACUCAGAGCCAGCAGGCACCCCGGCGAAUGCCCAGCUUCAACGCCGGCGACGACUCUCAGAUGUUCAAUGCCGCUUGGACCCACAUUGCAAGAGCGACCGAUAGCAACGCGCAGUACUCGGUGAAUAGUGGGCAUGUGGCCGGUGGUGCACAAGGAGGCUAUAACCCGGCAUACGGGGGUUAUGAAGAUACUGCGAACAUGGGAUAUUCACAAACGUCGCCUGAUCUGUCGUCAAGGAUGUCACCAACCCGCUCGUCGUCGCAGUCUGCGGCUAUGUCGGGUUAUCAGUAUCAAUACCAGUCUGCGACCCAGCCUGCCUAUAAUCCACAACAAUAUGCCCUUCCACAAUCCCAGACACAGCCCAACCUGAGCUAUAUUCCCUCAUCAUACACAACUUCUAACAACAACACCACCUACACAAAUUCAGUCCCCGGGCAUCAACCAUACAACCCCGCUGCCUACCAGCCUACUAAUGUGACCAACUUAGCCUCUCCAACAAUCCUACGACGACCAAGUGAAGCUUCACCAUAUGGACAUGCUCCUCCGACCCCUCAAUCAUAUGGCUUCCCUCCUCAGCAGCCACCACCUCCUCCGCCGCGUGCAUCUGACCAUCCUUAUGGGGCCCGCUCUCCAUACGGAUCUUCUCCUGGCACAUCAAGCUAUCAAUCUACAACAACCACAUCACCUAUCUACCAAACUGUUGGUUCGCCCAUAGCAACCUCAUAUGCAACCUCGAACUCACCUGCGACCACUUAUCAGCCUCAAUCAGCGACUCAAGCCUACUUCCCUGCGUCUCACGGCUUCGGAACUGAUUCUCCAUACCCUUCUCACACUAUUCCGCCUAUCAGCAGUAAUUUUGAUGAGCGACCUCCGGAACCUCCUGUACAUCAAUCACAGACCAAUGGAAUCUACAACAAGCGUCCCAGUCUAUCGCACGGUGGGCGUGCCCUUCCCAUGCCGCCAGUCCAGCAGGACUUGCCAAUAAUCUCCCCGAGACGGACGGACACCUUGACACGACACCCGCAGUCACGCCCCCUCCCAGGUCCGCCAGUGGAUUCUGAGUCCGAUACGCAUACCAGUGAGGAUGUGUUAAAAGAGCUUGAAACGGCAGUGAUGGAUACUCAGGCCAGUUUUAGCGGGCGCCACAGUUCGCGGAAUUCAUAUAGCGGAUCGGCUACCAACGUGCGACUAUCACCGGAUGAGCAGCACACUCACACCAAUGGCAGCGUUGCAGCAGAAACGAAUGUGAAUUAUGAUAGUGACGCGGAGGCGGAAGCUGGGCUUGCGAUGAUGCAAAUGGCGGAGGAAGAAGAGAGGGCGUUAGCAGAACGCCAACGAGAACGCCUCGAGGGUCGUAAUCGGCGUGAAACAAAUGCAUCUGUCAUGAGCUCUCGUUCUCGAGGUUCUUACGCAUCGACCAGAGGACCCUCUCCAGGUCGUUCGCCCAAUCAUUCUCCUCAUUCUGACUUGCGAGAAGAGAGCGCAUUCAAUGGUUACGAUUUGGCAGCGUACGAGGGAGGCUAUCAGGGCAGUAUCGCUUAUGGCGACACAUAUGGUUCCGAGGAUCAUUUGGAUCCGACGACUGGUCAGUUUACUGGUCGCUCCAGUUCCUUUCGAAGCUCCAACAUGUCCACGGAAGAACCAGCAGAGUAUGAUGAUUACGAGCAUCCACCAAUCGCGUAUCAAUACGCUACACGAAUGCAUCAUCUUCCGGCUGAUGCACGAGUUGAUGCCGGCGGGACAGGUGGUCUUGCUACCCCUGGAGAGUAUGGCCGUCGGAUGAGCUGGGAUUAUGGCGAGGAAACAGAGACAUAUGAGCAGCACGAAGAUCAAGGUCAUUCUGGCGAGGAUAGUCCUCACCGGGCAGCGCCUGAGGAUCUGUUCUUCCACCCCGGAAUGCGCCCACUUCCUCCAGCCCCUGUGGAGCCCGCAUGGAGUAACGAUCUCUCGACCCAUCUAAUGCCUGCAGGCACGUAUCGACCACCAGAACAGGAUGAAGCUCCUUCUCUGUAUAGAAACCCCUCCUUACCGGCGUCUGCGGACUCGUAUGUGGAGCCGUUGCUCAGUCCAUCUCAAGUUCCGCGGUCGUCAUCCUUGUCGACGCCGAUUGGACCUCGUACUGAUGCGCCUAUCAGGUCGAAGACCGAUGCAGACCGCGAUAAAUUCAAGCAGCAGCAGGACUUCCUGUGGCAUCUGCACAAUAAAAACCUGCCAAAUGUUGAUCCUGCGGAAGCAGCUGCUACCAUGGCACUUGAUUUGCCCGAUAUCCCCACUGGGCGUCGCAAGAAGUUCAACCCUGCCAAGCUGUCUUCUGAACAGUUUAAGAAGUGUACUGAACCAUGGGCUCUUAGUUCGAUUCUGACCUGGAUUCGAGAUCUUAGCGAAGAUGAAACCGAUCUUCGUGAACAGGCUAUUGUUGAUGCAAUUGUGGCUCUGUUCACUCACAAGGUUCCGACAAUGAAUAUUGCGGAUGCCGAAACGCUGGCUGCUCGUGUGGUUAGCAAUAUGCUUCAGGAAGAAGCACUUGUUAAAGAGGAGGAAUGGGUCAAGUUCAGCAGUGGCUGCCUUUCCGGUGUACUAUUUCAGAUCACUGGAACAGGAUGCUAUUCGGCUAAACUCCACUUAAAUGAGAUGCACAUCCAAGAUACUGACUCUUUCGGGCGAUGCUAUUCUCAUCACUGUAUGAGAACAUUGAAAAAGGUCAACCUAAAGGCCCAGAUGAUGGCACCGCAGAAGAAGGUCGAGGACUGGGUGACUUUCUAUAAGGUUCCCAAAGAGACAUGGGAGGGAUACCCCAGGAAGGAAAUCGAUCGUCAAAAUAACUUGCAUGAGAUCGUAACGACUGAAGAUGCAUACAUUUCCCAGCUUGAUGUCCUUCGAGAGCUCUACCGCGACCAAUUGGCGAAGAUGAAUCCCGCUAUCAUUGCUCCCAAGCGCCUGCCCAAGUUCUUGUCCGAUGUGUUCGGUAAGGUCGAUGCGGUGAAGAAGGUCAACGAGGAUUUCUUGCUUGCGCAGCUGAAGUACCGCCAAAAAGAACAGGGUCCGUUUAUCGUUGGAUUCAGUGAUAUCUUCCGUGAAUGGAUCCGCAAAGCCAAGAACGUCUACAUUGAUUACGCUGCGACAUUUCCGACUGCAAAUUACCAUGUGCGUAAGGAAGCCGAGCGCAAUCCACACUUCAGGCAGUUCUUGAAUCAGGUUCGCGAGCACAAACUGUCCAAUCGACUGAGUUGGGAUACCUUCCUCAAGGCUCCUAUCACCCGAAUCCAGCGAUACACUUUGCUACUCGCUACUGUACACAAGAAUAUGGUCAAGGAUUCAGAGGAGAAGACCAAUGUCGCUCAAGCCAUUGAGGAGAUCAAGGUGGUGGCCUUGGAGUGCGAUAACAAGGUUGGUGAGAUGAACAAGAAGGCCGAUCUCAUGGAGUUGUCAGCCAAGCUUCAGUUGCGACCAGAAAUGAAGAAAGAGGUUGAACUCAACCUUGAACAUUUGGGUCGCGAAGUCAUCUUCCGUGGUGAUCUCCAGCGUCCUGGUACUCGAACUCGAUUCCUUGUUGAUACGCACGCUAUCCUCUUUGAUCACUAUCUUGUUCUCGCAAAGUCAUUCACGACUCGAGACCCAUCGCGGACAAUUAAAUAUGAAAGAUACGAUGUAUCAAAGUUGCCUAUACCGAUGGACCUGCUGGCAUUGGAGAGUACUGAUGAUGAUCCUGUGAUGAGAUCUGCGAUGCGGGGUGUUACAAAUGUUGCGCCGGGUCAAGCCAUCAAUGGUCCCGCUCAUGGUGGAGCCGGGGCUGGUGCGAAUGGCGCCGCCGGAACUCUUGAUUCCAAAGAUGAUAACAUUCUCUUCCCAUUCAAGAUCAAACAUCUCGGAAAAAUGGGCACCUACACGUUGUAUGCUUUCUCCGCGCAAAAUCGUCGUGAUUGGUGUGAGAGGAUCAUUGAGGCGAAGACCAAACAUGCUGCGGCUUUGUUCUCACAGAAUGCUGAGCCAUUCCGACUUCGUGUCCUUGCAGACACUGCCUUCGCUUAUGGAGAUCAAGGCUCUGGAUCGAAGACCGUUACUAUCAAGGGCACCCCUCUUCAUCGGGCAAUCAAGGGAGUUGAGAAGCAGUAUAAGGAUUCUGGGACACGUCCUCCUCCGAUCUGCAGAACGUCAGUCAACUGUGCUACGGUUUUCCAGCAACCUCCUGGGCGAAUGAUGUGUGCGAUUGGAACCGACUAUGGAGUGUAUAUGUCUGAUGUCAACAACCCUCGUGGUUGGUAUCGGGCAAUUCCCAUUAUGCGAGUUACUCAACUCGCCGUUUUUGAGGAAUUUAACCUGUUUCUUCUCAUCUCCGACCGCUCGCUAAUCGCUUACCAUCUUGACGUGGUUUGCCCUCCAAGUGGCGUUUCCUCUCAAUCACAAGAUUCUGCCCGCCGAGCUCCGCAGAAACUUUCUGGCAACCGUGAAGUGGGCUUCUUCGCUGCAGGCCGCAUGAAGGACCGAUACUUGGUUCUUUACAAAAAGCGUGACGGACUCUCAUCCACAUUCAAGGUUCUCGAGCCCAUUCUUCAGAAAUCAGCAUCAAGCAAACGCGCCCUCUUCCAAUCCCGCCGUUCGCAGACUGAGUUCUUCCGUGAAUACGAUGAGUUCUAUAUCCCUGCUGAAAGUUAUGGCAUCAACAUGUUCCACUCCUCCCUCGCCAUCUCAACUCAGCGUGGAAUUGAGGUGCUCACCCUUGACAAGAAGCAGUCCUGGUCCGUGCCUGAUUUCCGCUCUGAAACAACCCCCGACGCACAUGAUACUCUUCAUAGCAUUGCCCACCGCAUUAAAGACCUCCGACCUCUCGGUAUGUUCCGAUUGAGUGAAAGCGAGUUCCUCGUUGCGUACCAGGAAUGUGCAGUAUAUGUCAACAAGCAUGGUGACGUCUCACGCAGUGUGGUCAUGGAAUUCGUGGGCAGUGCUCACACCGCCUGUCUACAUGGGAAAUUCCUAAUCCUCUUCAACGUCGACUUUGUCGAGGUUCGCAAUGCAAUGAAUGGACGUUUGAGACAGGUCAUCCCAGGCCAUAAUGUUGUCUGUCUUGAUGAUGGCAGCAAAUUACCUGGCUCCUUUGGUCAGGCAAAUGCCAGUGGUAUCAGUGCACAGGCAGGAUUCAAUGGUGCGAAUGGUAUUACGUCGAACAGUCAUACGGUCAAGAUCUGCAUGCAGCACCCUGAUUAUGAACGUAGCCAGAUUGUGUUGGAACUGGUUGAGAACGAAGGACAAAAGGAUUGA
This is a messenger RNA of Penicillium malachiteum, 5328 nucleotides long. RefSeq names its product putative Rho guanyl nucleotide exchange factor. Lineage: Eukaryota; Fungi; Ascomycota; Eurotiomycetes; Eurotiales; Aspergillaceae. The transcript is spliced from 2 exons. The record is from RefSeq and is a predicted model, not a curated record. Gene Ontology annotation, molecular function: guanyl-nucleotide exchange factor activity. The coding region runs from base 1 to 5328 and encodes 1775 amino acids.